Molecule: messenger RNA, 876 nt
Organism: Lecanosticta acicola
Lineage: Eukaryota; Fungi; Ascomycota; Dothideomycetes; Mycosphaerellales; Mycosphaerellaceae
Source: the annotation of a GenBank genome assembly
AUGACCAAGCUUGAAGAUCGCGGGCCACCAUUCGAGCCGCAGCCCAAGGCGGCAGAGCAGGUCACGUCGCCACUUCAUGGCGGUGCGUUGCCCUUCCAACCGCACCCGGUCCCACAUCAGCUUCAACACCAGCGCAAAGACUCUACCAGCACCUCACCACUCCCUCCUCGUCCGCCACCACCACCUGCACCGCCAGUCGUCAUGCCUCAACAACAGCAAUCCAGUGCCCAGAUUCCCCUCAGCUUCCCUCCGCUCGCCUACAUGACGCUGGAACAGCACACCAUCCGGCAUCGCUUUUUCCGCACCAAAGCCAAAGUCCAGAAGCCGUGCCUCAAGUGCGAAGAAGACGGCUAUCGCUGGGAGGCGCAGUCCCAUCGCACGAUCGACUGCAAAGCUGUGGAGCCGGAGUAUCGCGAGCAGAUCCUGCGUGACUGGGCGGAACUCGAGAAGUAUGAGCCGGUGAUGGAGGUGGAGUAUGUGGAUAUCCCCGUCAAGAGUAAGUCUCCUCGGCCGGAUCCCAUGAAGUUCUUGGGUCCGAGCCCGACCACUAUGGAGCCCCUUCCGCCGCCAGGGAAGAAGAAGUCGAAGUCGCCGUUGCGCCCGCCGCGUCAGCGGAAGCAUGGUGUUGCCGGCGGUGGUGCGCAGCCUACGAUCCAUCCCUCUUACAUCGCCAUGUGGACUCCAAGCGCCCGACCACAGGGUCAGCCGGUGGACAAAGUCGCUCCAUCGUCGCCUACUGCAGCUCAGCCAUCAACGCGUACGAAAUUUGAGCCGCCGAAGGGACCCAAGGGCUGGAAGCCGCCUACCGAUGCCAGUGCUGCCAAGAUCCCAGCGGCGGCUACUUCAGCUGUGGUAUCGGGUGGCGGCAACUCAUGA